Molecule: messenger RNA, 2132 nt
Organism: Esox lucius (northern pike)
Lineage: Eukaryota; Metazoa; Chordata; Actinopteri; Esociformes; Esocidae
Gene: ruvbl2
Product: RuvB-like AAA ATPase 2
Exons: 14
Coding region: 52-1443 (463 amino acids)
Biological process (GO): box C/D snoRNP assembly; chromatin remodeling; regulation of transcription by RNA polymerase II
Cellular component (GO): Swr1 complex; Ino80 complex; NuA4 histone acetyltransferase complex
Molecular function (GO): DNA helicase activity; ATP hydrolysis activity; ATP binding
Source: RefSeq, a predicted model, not a curated record
GAAUUAUUUUGCCCUACGCACUCACUGAAGAAGCGCCGCAUUUUUGCAAACAUGGCAGCGCAGAUGGCGACUACAAAGGUUCCAGAAGUCCGUGACAUCACGAGGAUUGAGAGAAUUGGAGCACAUUCACACAUACGUGGCCUUGGUUUAGAUGAUGCAUUGGAACCUCGACAGGUGUCCCAGGGCAUGGUUGGUCAGUUGGCGUCCCGUCGUGCAGCUGGUCUCAUCCUUGAAAUGAUUAAAGAUGGCCACAUUGCAGGCAGGGCUGUCCUGAUCGCAGGCCAACCUGGAACUGGAAAAACUGCCAUCGCCAUGGGCAUUGCCCAGUCACUUGGCCCUGACACCCCCUUUACGGCCAUGGCCGGCAGUGAGAUCUUCUCUCUGGAGAUGAGCAAGACAGAGGCCCUCAGCCAGGCUUUCAGGAAAGCCAUCGGAGUGAGGAUCAAAGAGGAGACAGAGAUCAUUGAAGGAGAGGUGGUGGAGAUUCAGAUUGACAGGCCGGCUACUGGAACGGGUGCCAAGGUGGGUAAGCUGACCCUAAAGACUACUGAGAUGGAGACUAUCUAUGACCUGGGUAGCAAGAUGAUUGAGAGCCUCAGUAAAGAACGUGUUCAGGCUGGAGAUGUGAUCACUAUUGAUAAAGCCACAGGAAAGAUCAGCAAGCUGGGCCGUUCCUUUACCAGAGCCAGGGAUUACGAUGCCAUGGGUGCACAGACGCAAUUCGUCCAGUGUCCAGAGGGGGAGCUACAGAAAAGGAAGGAGGUGGUGCACACAGUGUCUCUACACGAGAUCGACGUGAUCAACAGUCGUACCCAGGGUUUCCUGGCCCUGUUCUCUGGGGACACCGGAGAGAUCAAGGCCGAAGUCCGUGAACAGAUCAACGCCAAGGUUUCGGAGUGGAGGGAAGAGGGCAAGGCUGAGAUCAUUCCUGGGGUGCUGUUCAUUGACGAGGUGCACAUGCUGGACAUGGAGUGCUUCUCCUUCCUGAACCGGGCCCUGGAGAGUGACUUAUCACCUGUUCUAAUUAUGGCCACCAACCGGGGAAUCACCAAUAUCCGAGGCACCAACUACCAGAGUCCCCAUGGCAUCCCAAUCGACCUGCUGGACCGCCUCCUCAUCAUUGCCACCUCGCCCUACACUGAGAAAGAGACACGGCAAAUCCUUAAGAUCCGGUGUGAGGAAGAGGACGUAGAGCUAAGUGAGGAGGCUCACACUGUUCUGACUCGUAUUGGCCAGGAGACGUCGCUUCGUUACGCCAUCCAGCUCAUCAGCACCGCUGGCCUGGUGUGUCGCAAGCGCAGGGGUACAGAGGUGCAGGUUGAGGACAUUAAAAGGGUCUACUCCCUUUUCCUGGAUGAGGCCAGAUCAUCACAGUAUAUGAAGGAGUAUCAGGAUUCAUUCCUCUUCAACGAGACAACACAACCUACAAUGGACACCUCUUAACUGAACCAGGCGGCAGAUCCUUUUAUAGCACGUUCCCCUGUUAUAUUUUUCUGUUGUUUUGUUGCCAUUCUCCAUUGGUGUUCUCCAUUGAGGCCUUUGCUGGAAUAUCCAUUCAUUUGUUGUUGUGUUGACCUCAUCUUUUGCCUUAGGUGCAAUUUAAUUGUACAUUAAACUUACAUUUUCAUUAAACUUAAAAAAAAAAAAUAUUUUCUGAGUAAGUUACAUUCCCUUUUAAAAAGUUACUUAAAUUGAAGUAGUAAAAAUUGUAAGGCGUUUUAAUUUAGGACACAACUCCCUGAAUUCAAUAGUGCAGUGAUCUCCAGUACUAAUACUGGGGUGCUAACUUGCUGUAUGUUUUCACUCCAAACCCACCUAUAUCUAGCCCAUGCAGUUUAUUAACCAGCUAAUUAUUAGAAUAUGGUGCACUAAAUCAGGUUUGCAGUGCAAACAUACCAAAUGGUGGCUCUCCCAGAGCAGGGAGGGCAUUACAAAAGGCAAGAUAAGUUCAGGACAAAAUAUUCAGAAUGUCUUAGAUUUGAAAGCCAUGCAUUUUCACAGAGAUCAAAUGUUAUGUGGCAGUACAUAAACAUUUUCCCUAUUGCAAAGAGCCUCAUGAGGUACCCCUAUUCUGACAAAGAAUGUGGUGUGCUAUUUUCAAUUGUGAAAUAAACAGUAUUUUUAGAAAAUGA